AUGUGGGGCCGCUGGAACAGUCCACCAGGCUGUUGCGUCGUCGUCAAGGCGCCAGCCGAGGGAGAAGGCGCAGCACCGAACAAGCCGGCCCCUCCGCCACCGAUCAAAGCGUUCGAGGUGGACGGAGUGGAUCCAAAUGGAUUUGGCGUCGCGGGAGCCGCGCUUGCGGACGCACCGAAUAGACCACCGCUCGGCGUGCUUGGCGCCGCGCUUCCAAACAAACCACCACCCGCGCUCGAAGCUGGAGCUGUGCUUCCAAAGAGCCCACCACUAGUCGUAGCGGUGGGUGCGGCGCUCCCGAACAAACCACCGCUCGUGCUCGAGGCGGGAGCUGCGCUUCCAAACAUACCGCCUCCCGUUGAAGCCGCAGGAGCGGCUCCGAAUAAGCCUGCACUCGAAGUGGGCGCCGAACUUCCAAACAAACCACCGCCUGUGGAUGCCGCGGGCGCCGCACCGAACAAACCGCCUGCUGUAGUCGCUGGACUCGAAGCAGCCGUGCUGGCAAACAACCCACCGCUCGUUGUCGCGGGAGUCGGCGUCGCGCUACCGAACAAUCCUCCGCCCGUCGACGCCGCGGGAGCCGCUCCAAACAGACCACCGGCAGAACUCGAAGCCGGCGUCGCGCUACCGAACAAUCCUCCGCCCGUCGACGCCGCUGGCGCAGCGCCAAACAGACCACCGGCAGAACUCGAAGCCGGCGUCGCGCUACCGAACAAUCCUCCGCCCGUCGACGCCGCGGGAGCCGCUCCAAACAGACCACCGGCAGAACUCGAAGCCGGCGUCGCGCUACCGAACAAUCCUCCGCCCGUCGACGCCGCUGGCGCAGCGCCAAACAGACCACCGGCAGAACUCGAAGCCGGCGUCGCGCUACCGAACA
Messenger RNA from Ostreococcus tauri, 877 nucleotides. RefSeq names its product unnamed product. The record is from RefSeq and is a predicted model, not a curated record. NCBI's taxonomy places the organism in Eukaryota, Viridiplantae, Chlorophyta, Mamiellophyceae, Mamiellales, Bathycoccaceae. The transcript has a single exon. The annotation marks the transcript as partial.